This is a messenger RNA of Episyrphus balteatus (marmalade hoverfly), 5342 nucleotides long. RefSeq names its product protein charlatan (gene chn). The transcript is spliced from 7 exons. Gene Ontology annotation, molecular function: RNA polymerase II cis-regulatory region sequence-specific DNA binding; DNA-binding transcription activator activity, RNA polymerase II-specific. The coding region runs from base 797 to 4543 and encodes 1248 amino acids. Lineage: Eukaryota; Metazoa; Arthropoda; Insecta; Diptera; Syrphidae. The record is from RefSeq and is a predicted model, not a curated record. Gene Ontology annotation, cellular component: nucleus. Gene Ontology annotation, biological process: regulation of transcription by RNA polymerase II.
AUUUUUCCACGGUUUUUUCGGUGUCGUGCUGUCGUCCCCAUCAUCGUCGUCGUGUGUCGUCAUCAUUUUGGUUUGGAGAGUGCAUCUCCAUCUCAUUUCUUCGCCCACUAAAACAAAACAAAAUAUAUAUGGCUAGAAAAAAGGGAGGAAAAACCUAGCAAAAAUUUCGUUCGAAACGAAACUCCACACACAAAAUAGAGCUCCCGCUCCGAUUAUUUUAUUGAUCGAUUUUCCAUGACUGAAACAAAUAAAAUUUUUCCCCAAUACUCUGCCUGCUGCUGGUACUUCUGCCUGCUAUUGCUUCUGCCCGACACAGUCGUCGGGAAAAACGUCAAGUGCGGGUCGUUGUCGUUGUCGUUCAUUGACGCGAAAAUUGAAAUAUAUUUUUCCUCCUCUUCCUUGGCAUUUUCAUAGUAAAAGAAAAAUAUAUAUAAAAUUAAUAAGAAAACACAAAAUUGUGUUGUUUAUUUAUAAUUUUAUUAAGCUUCCGGUUGCCAUUUUUUUUUUUUUUGUUUGUUUAAAAAACAUAACAAAAGAAGUUUUUUUAGUUGAAUGCUUUUUUUCGUUUAAACUUAAAAAAAAAGUGUGUUCAGUGAAAAAUUGUUGCAAAAAAAAAAAAAAGAGAAAAAACGAUUUUUUUCAGAGACGUCGUCGUCGUUUGUCUACGUCUUCAAGGAUUUUGGAGAAGGGGGAUUUAUUUUUAUCAAUUGAAAGCCGUUUUGAAUUAUAAAUCAGGGAAAAUGUAUUUAUUGAUAAUGAAUACACCGGUCAGUAGUGGGACUAAGCUAUAUGAGACAUGGCAACACUAAUACAAUCCGCAUAUGUGGAGGCUGCUUAUGAAGAUAUGUUCAAAGAAAUCACACGCAAGCUGUAUGGGGAAGAAACCGGAAAUGGAUUGCAUACAUUGGGCACGCCGGUUGCACAGGUGGCCACAAGUGGACCAACAGCACCAGAAGGCGAGCGAUCUUUUACAAAUUUAGUAAGAUUGCCUAUUGACCGUUCAGUUGCACCAACAAUUGAAUACGAUCAUAAUAAUGGUGGUGCUGGAGGUAAUGGAAACGGCGGAGGAGGUGCUGGCCCAUCAGACACUUCCGCUGCAACAUCUAGUGCUGGGAAUUUUAAGUCCGAAGAUCAACUUAGUACGGCAUUUGGAUUAGCUGCUCUAAUGCAGCAAAAUGGAUUUAGCUCGAGUGGCACAAUACUUGGAGCACAGACAAUACAGAAGACAGUUAAUCCAUCUACAUCGAAUAGUAAUGUUGUUGUCGGAAAUGCUGGUACUGAAGCUCGUUGGACAGGAGCUAUUCCUGUUACAGUAUCUAGUGGUGGCGAGGAGAUUGUACAAUGGCCUACAAGUGGAAAGCUUGGCAGCUACAAUGGAAAUCUAAAAGCUGCAAAAUCUGCAAAAGUUCGUGAUCAGCAGGCGCCAAACGAAAUCUACACUAGUCCAACAAAUGUUACCAACAACAACAGUACACCGAACACCAAUAAUACACCCAGUGUAGUACAGCACUCUCAGCAACAUGUAGUCAGCACCCCAACAACAUCAUCGUCCAAUAGUCGCAAAAAGAACGCUGCUGCAGCAGCAGCCGCAGCUGCGGCUAAUCAACAAAAUGCCCAAUUACAAAUACCAAAACGUUAUGCAUGCACCCACUGUCCGUAUUCCACCGAUCGUCGAGACCUCUACACUCGUCACGAGAACAUUCACAAAGACGAAAAACCAUUCCAGUGUUACGCUUGUCUGAAGCAAUUCAAUCGAGCCGAUCAUGUUAAGAAGCAUUUCUUGCGUAUGCAUCGUGAGAUGGUCUAUGACAUUAAUAAGACACGUCGUAAUGUUCCCAGUACAGUAUCGACACAACAACAGCAGCAACAACAACAACAAACCCACCAGAUCGAUCAGAAACCAAAUAUAUUCUUACAACAACAAGUGGGUGGUGGUAGUGGUCCUAGUGGUGCAGUGCAUGCAGAGAAUUUCAUGACAGGACAACGACAAGAGACAUCUUCAAGUCUAAGUAUAGCCCAGACAAUUGAAUCUGUUGCAACAGCAACACACACCGAAACUAUGCCAAUUAUGAAACAAGAAAAGAACACCGGCGAUGAUAUAACUGGCACUGGUGCAGUUAAAGUUAAACGUGAGAAACGUUUCACCUGCUGUUAUUGCCCAUGGUCGGGAGCUGAUAAAUGGGGAUUGAAACGCCAUCUGAAUACACACACAAAACCGUUUGUUUGCAUGUUAUGCGAUUAUAAAGCAGCUCGUUCUGAGCGUUUGGCUACACAUGUGCUGAAGGUGCAUAAUAAGAAAGCUUGCAACAAAUGUUCGUUCCUAGCUGAUAACCAGGACGAAUAUCAGGCGCAUAUGAAUGAUGUGCACCCACACGAUAAUAGGCCAGCAAGAAAUAAUAAUAAUAAUAACAAUAGCACUAAUAUAAAUAAUAAUACAAGCAAUAAUAACAAUUUAAAUGUGUUAAGAACAAUUGGCAACACUUUAGUAUCAAAUAAUCAAUUAAAUAACUUCCAGAAUCCUAGCACUUCUUUUGGUGCCCAAUCGACAGCAAAUAGCAGCAAUAACAGUGGAGUUAACUCAUAUACAACAACUGAUUUGAAUGGCACAAAUAAUGCCAUGAACAACGGCAACGCUGGCCCUUUACAAGAGAUCAUGGUUAAUCCAACUUCUAUGGUCGGUUGGCGUUUGAGUGCAAAUGGUUCACUAAUUCCACCGCAUGAUCUUAUAACUGGUGGAUUGGCGGUGAAUGCAAAUCAAAAACGUGGCGCCGAAAGACUCUUUCAGUAUCUCGAGGCGGAUGGAAGUGAUCCUGAAGACUAUGCGCGUUUACUUAAAAUGGACGCAAUGAGUCGCAAUACAGCAUCAGUGGCUCAGGAUUUUCAUAAGGCGGGAGGCGUUGACUUGAAAAAUAAACAUCAAUUUUUCAACAACACCAUAACCUCAAAACAUGCUGCUGCAAGUUUGCUUCUAAAUAAAAAUAUUGAUAAUAAUAAUAAAUCUAACCAUCAAGAACGUAAAAAGCAAACAAAUGAUAAUCUUCGUUCAAAAGGUUUCUCCAGUUGUGGCAGUACAUCGGAUGAAACUGAAGAAGAUUAUGAAAAUAUGGAAAAUAUUGAGAAUUUCAACUCAUCAAGCGAUCAGAGAAAGGCGAUGUCCGCAUUCUUGAGUCGAAAUUUUGGUUUACAAGAAAAAAUUCAUCAUCCUAUACCGUUAAUAAAAAAUAAUAAUGAUGAUAACAUCAAGAUGAAGAAAAUCGAAGAUAUUAAAAUUAAAGAAGAAAAAAUAGAUGAAGAAGAACAAGAAGAACAUAAUAUUAAACAAUCAUCAAUAUUACCAACAAAAAUUGUUGAUUCGAUUAAGCAGCAGCCAAUGAAAUCGCCUCCCGCGCAACCAAUUAAUUUAACAAAUAAUAAAAAGAAGAACAACAACAAUAUCAAUCAAUUGAAAACAAAUGUGAAACAAUACAAUAAUAUUAACGGUCGUAAAUCAACAACCAAAACACCUGUGAUUAAUAAUAACAACAUGAAUAACAACAACAACAACAAUUCGACCUUGAAAGGACAUCGCCUUGAUCUGAUACGCGACAAAGAAAAUUCCAAUUCAAUAUUCUCAACAAUGGAAUAUCAAAAUUUAUCCAAAUUCGGUACACAGUUCCAGAAUUAUGUCAAAGAUAUAAUAAAUAAGUACUAUGCCGAGACACCAUUACUAUUUCCAAUAGUACAACAUCAGCAACACUUGCAUCAUAAUGUUCAACAAAAUCAACAACACCAACAAAAAACCGUAUCACCACCGCCAGCAAAACGACAAAAGCUGAGUGAGACAGAAGAGUACAUUGAAUAUUUAAAGAAUAAAGAAGACAUCACACUCACAAUAACACCAAAGAUCAACCAUAACAACAACAACAACAAUAAUAGUACCAAAACAGCAAACAUUACAAUAAAUAGUACGAAAAAUCAUUUCAACAACAAAAAUAGUAACAAUAUUCACAACCAAACACGCCCAGCUGUCAUUGUCAAACAAUCACGAACUCCACCCAGAAUAAUAGAAGAAGAACCCAAAGUUCAAGUCAUACCGGUUAUCAAUUAUGCCCAUGGUAACCUACAAUCGCUAGUCAAUGGCAACACUUUUUAUCCCCUAACAUCAUUAAAAACAUCGAAUGUUCAUGUACAACAGCAGCAAUUCUCAGAUGAUGACAAUUCACUACCAAUUGACAUGUCCUCAAAUUCACCAAUCUACGAUUCCAGACGCAACAAUCGCAAACAGGCUCAACCAAAGAAAAUCAAGACUUCACCGGAAGUGGUGAUGGCUCAAUUGCGUGACAAGUACCUAAAGAAAAUGGUAGACCGAAAGAAGAGUUGCGUCAUUUGUACGAACAACAAUCGAAAAUCAAUGCUUGUAUUCCCUUAUCAUACACCCGCUUCGCUUCGGCUGCACCGCAUGUGGAAGCACUCUGAACGAUCACAAAAGUGUUGCCACUGUAAUGCACGAUUCAGCAAAAUGUACAGCUUAAAAGUUCACAGUCGACUUGUGCACCGCAAAUAAUGAUCUCUCUCUUUUUAUCUCAUGACAGUUUGGCACUAUGUCAAAAUAAGUUCAUUGAAAUAUCACAUAAAAAAGUGUUGUAGUGUUAUAUUUUGUUAAGAAAAAAAAAAAACUAAAACUUGCAGGUUUCUAGUUGAACCUAACCGAAAGCUGUUUAUCAUUUUUUCAGUCUAGUUUUUUUUUUUAAUAUAAUGUAUUUAUUUAAGUUUUCUAUUUUAGUUAUGGAGUACCUGAAAUAUGAUUUAAAAUUUUAUUUGUUUAUGUAGAAGAAAAAUGCAUUUAUUGCCAUUGAACAAAAAAAACAAAAUGUUAAAAAAAAAAUUAAAAGCUUUAUUUUUAAUUGGCUGUUUACUUGAGAUCGUAAAAAAGCUUACCUCAAUUUGUCACAACUUCUUUUGAGGCAUCAUUUUUUUUAUUAUCCUUGUAAUUUUUUUUUCUAACUUUAUCAAUCAUCAAAUCUCAAUUUUUGAUAAUUUAUCAAUUUGUUUGACAAGUUUGUAUAGAUCUUUAAUUUACAAAUCCCAAUCUCAGCUCAGAUCUGAAUUUAUCACGCCAAGAGGAUAAGUGAUAUUGUCAAGUGAUCAAUGAGCUUUUGUUAGAAUUCUCAUUUUUCGUUUUCUAUUCUGCUUCAAAUUGUAAGCCAAAAAAAGCAGCUUUUGAAUUUUCAAAAUUUCAAUCAAAUUGAUGAAGGAAAGAAGAAAAAAAAAGAUAUUCAAAGAAAGUCGAAAUAUAAUGCCAUUUUUGUUCAUAUACCAUUUAUAAAAAAAAAUUAAAGUAUAUUGUAUAUCAUUUUAUUAUU